Messenger RNA from Brassica rapa (field mustard), 810 nucleotides. RefSeq names its product selenium-binding protein 2. The record is from RefSeq and is a predicted model, not a curated record. Lineage: Eukaryota; Viridiplantae; Streptophyta; Magnoliopsida; Brassicales; Brassicaceae. Gene Ontology annotation, molecular function: selenium binding.
AUGACCGACCCAAAGGCUCCGUCCUUGUACAAGGUUGUAGAACCUAAAGAGAUUUCUGAGAAGACAGGAUUAGCGUUUCCGCACACGUCUCACUGCCUCGCCUCUGACGACAUGUUGGUCUCUUGCCUUGGUGACAAAGAAGGAAACGCCAAAGGGAACGGGUUUCUCCUUCUUGACUCUGAUUUCAACGUCAAAAGCAGGUGGGACAAACCAGGGCACGCCCCAAAGUUUGGGUAUGAUUUCUGGUACCAACCUCGGUUCAAGACGAUGAUCAGCACUUCUUGGGGAGCACCUAAAGCUUUCUCCAAAGUUUUCAAUCUCCAGCACGUUGCUGACGGCUUGUACGGAAGUCAUUUACAUAUUUAUAAAUGGCCAGAAGGUGAAAUGAAACAGAUUAUUGACCUUGGUAAUACUGGUCUCUUACCUCUCGAGAUAAGAUUCUUGCAUGAUCCGUCUAAAGAUACAGGGUAUGUUGGGAGUGCAUUGUCGAGUAAUAUGAUAAGAUUUUUCAGGAACAGUGAUGACACAUGGAGCCAUGAGGUGGUUAUAUCAGUUGAACCACUGAAAGUAGAGAACUGGAUUCUUCCAGAAAUGCCGGGGCUUAUCACCGACUUCUUGAUCUCCCUCGAUGAUCGCCCUGUUAAGGCUGUUAGAGAAGAUGGUACCACUUACCAGUUUGAUGUUCCUCAGAUCAAGGGGAAAUCUCUACGAGCAGGACCUCAGAUGAUCCAGCUGAGCCUUGAUGGUAAACGAUUGUAUGCAACAAACUCACUGUUCAGCGCGUGGGACCGUCAGUUUUACCCAUGGUAA